AUGAGGUUCGGUGAGCAUCUCCGAUCUUCUAUGAUCAAGGAGUACUACCCUCACUACAUUGCCUACGACGAGCUCAAGAAAGCCCUCAAAACCGACUUCGUCACCCAACCCACCCCGGACAACGUCAAGCCCGCCCGCAAGGAAUGGACCGAGGAUGACGAGACUACCUUUGUCACUUCGCUCGAGUCCGAACUCGAGAAGGUUUUUCUUUUCCAGAAGCGCAAGUCUGAGGAGAUCGUCGAGCGCAUUAAAGAGAGCGAAGUCGAGGUGAAUGACGUCGUCUCCCGUCUCGACGACAGUGUCCGUCGCCAGAGCACCCGCGCCUCGAGGCCACCACCCACCGACGAGGAUUUCCUGCUGCUGGAGCAGGUGCUCUCCGAUAUUAUCGCCGACGUGCAUGAUCUGGCCAAAUUCACUCAAUUGAAUUACACUGGCUUCCAGAAGAUCAUCAAGAAGCACGAUAAAGAGACAAAAUGGUACCUCAAGCCCGUCUUCGCGGCCCGACUCAAUGCCAAGCCCUUCUUCAAGGAUAAUUACGACGCCUUCGUGGUGAAGCUCUCCAAACUCUACGACCUGGUUCGCACCAAGGGUAAUCCGGUCAAGGGAGACUCGUCCGCCGGUGGAUCUCAGCAGAACUUUGUGCGUCAGACCACCAAAUACUGGGUGCAUCGCGACAACAUCACCGAGUUGAAGCUGGUGAUUUUGAAACACUUGCCCGUGCUGGUCUUCAAUGCUAGCAAGGAGUUUGAGGAGAAGGAUACCGCUAUCUCGUCCAUCUACUACGACAACCCAGAUACCUGGGAGCUCUACCAAGGUCGUCUCAAGAAGACCGAGGGUGCCGAGGCCAUUCGUCUGCGUUGGUAUGGUGGCAUGGAGAGCGACCAAAUCUUUGUCGAGCGCAAGACUCAUCGCGAAGACUGGACGGGUGAAAAGUCCGUCAAGGCCCGUUUUGCCCUCAAGGAGAAGAAUGUCAAUGCCUUCCUGGAUGGCCGCAUGACUGUCGAGCAGGUCUUUGACAAGAUGCGCAAGGAAGGCAAGAAGAGCGCCGAUGAGAUCAACGAUCUCGAGCAGCUCGCCCGUGAGGUUCAAUAUCGAGUCAUUACCCGCCGCCUCGUCCCCGUUACUCGCACCUUCUACCACCGUACCGCCUUCCAGCUGCCAGGUGAUGCCCGUGUGCGUAUCUCUUUGGACACCGAGCUCACUAUGGUUCGUGAGGAUAACCUGGAUGGCCGUCGGCGUGCUGGAGCUAACUGGCGUCGUAUGGAUAUUGGCGUCGACUUUCCGUUCUCACAGCUUCCGCCUGAGGAUAUUGACCGCUUCCCAUACGCCGUGCUGGAGGUCAAGCUGCAGACGCAGGCAGGCCAGGAGCCGCCGCAGUGGAUCCGCGAUCUUACGGCAUCGCACCUCGUCGAGGCUGUGCCCAAGUUCAGCAAGUUUAUUCACGGCACGGCCACUCUCUUCCCUACCCGUAUCAACCUCCUGCCCUUCUGGUACCCACAGAUGGACACGGAUAUCCGCAAGCCACCGACCCGCCGCUACGGUAUCCACCGCCCCCUGGCGAGCACCUCGCUGUCCGCGAAUGACGAAGACUCGGACGACGAUGAUUCACCCCAGCUUACCGAGAGCGCUACCCUGAACGGGUCGCGCGAGGGCUCAGACGACCGGUACCUCUUCACUGAGACUAACGGGAAUGAGUUGGACAUUGAGGAGCGUAUUGCUGCACACCCCUUGCCCGGUGAUGAGGAUUACCCGCUUUACGACUCGGACGAUGAGUAUGACACUGUGGACUCGGAUGAGCUGGAGGAGGCACGCCGUGUUGGUGGUGCUUAUUAUGCAGAACAACUGGCCAAGUAUUACGUUCUGAAGACCAGGCGUGCGAUCGCACAGGGACUCUGGGCGAUCAUUCCCCGGCCUCGGGCUACUGUGAUGCCACCCCAAGAGGCUCGUGGUAUCCAGGUGCUUGGUGCCCAACGAAGGCUGCAGCGUUUCCAGGCGCCCCCUGGCAAGAAAAUCUUCGUCCCUGUUCGUGUCGAACCUAAGGUUUACUUCGCUGCUGAACGUACGUUCCUUUCUUGGCUAGAAUUCUCCAUCAUCCUGGGUGGUAUCGCUGCCACCCUCCUCAACUUUGGCGUCGACUCCAUCUCGCUUGCGAGCUCGUGGGCCUUUACCAUCCUCGCCGCCGGUGCCCUCGUCUACUCUUUGCUCCUGUACGUCUGGCGUGUGGACAAGAUCCGCAAGCGUCGCGAUGUCAAGCGAGUCUACUACGAGAAGUGGGGCCCUACCAUUGUCAGUGUGGGUCUCGUGGUCGUUGUAUUGGUGAACUUUGGUCUGCGUGUCAAGGCUGGUGGAUUUAUGGCUGGGAAGUUGCCUUUGGAUGGUAGACCCCGCCAUGGCGAUGAGCUUUGA
Messenger RNA from Penicillium cataractarum, 2406 nucleotides. RefSeq names its product putative vacuolar transporter chaperone (Vtc4) (gene vtc4). Lineage: Eukaryota; Fungi; Ascomycota; Eurotiomycetes; Eurotiales; Aspergillaceae. Gene Ontology annotation, cellular component: vacuolar transporter chaperone complex; fungal-type vacuole membrane. The record is from RefSeq and is a predicted model, not a curated record. The transcript has 4 exons. The coding region runs from base 1 to 2406 and encodes 801 amino acids. Gene Ontology annotation, biological process: polyphosphate metabolic process; microautophagy; vacuole fusion, non-autophagic.